CAUGCAAAUAAAUGGAGUUAUUAUAAUUAGAUCUUCUCAACUGGCGGUGUAAAAGUAAUAAUUAAUUAGAAUAGUUGGAAUGAAUUUAAGUAUAAUAAUAUUUAAAUUAUACAAAUAUGUAUAUAUUUUCGAAGCUUUUAUAGCACAAAGUUCCAAAACAAAUAAAUACAAGUUUAGUUGAAGUUAAAAGUAGUAUUUGAAAGCACAACGGCUGAGUGCAACUCACAAGAAAAUAAAAAAGUCUACUCCUGACAAAGUACUUUUUAAUAAUCAUUUUCUUUGUUGAACAAACAAAGCUACUUUUGAUUUUCCUUUUUUUGGGGAACAAAGUAACGGCUUUGUUUUUAAUAGCAAACUGCAAAUUAUAUAAGAAUUUUAUUUCUUGGAAAUAUUCUUUCAGUUGCCAAGCUUUUAUGAACAAAUGUAGGAAAUUGUCUAGGUUUACAGUUUUUAAUUUGAUUCCUAUGUCGUUAUUAAAUAAAGUAAAAAUGGUGAUAUUUAAUUUCUGUAUUUGCGACAAAUUGUAAUUGAAAUUCUGUACAAUUUAAAAAUAUGCCUUGUCAGCUCAUUCGACCCCACAGGAUAUUAGUUAAAUAUUUUAUUAUUACAUUUUCUCUUCGGAAAAGUUAAUAUAAAUUUUCGGAUAAUAAUAUCUAAUAUUAGAUCCUAUUAGAACACAAGCGGUACAUUUGCCGGAACAAAGACGCAGAUAUUCCUUAAUUGGAACGAUAACGGAAUUCCCCGGAUAAAAUCCUUGUAACCUCCCAACUCCCACAAAGACAUUCUCCACCAUUAAUCCGUUGUCACUUAUGUCACAUUGUAGUCUGACAAUUCAGUUGAUAGCAGUGCAAUGCUAUUCUCACGUUUUGAAACCAGAUUUACUGUUGUCAUUGUUGAAGAGCUUUUAAUGGACUUUUUUAACAGGUCGGCUCUUUUUACGAUAUCUCCGAUAACAAUGUCUGUGUAAGGUAAUUAUUUGACGAAUGGAAUUAAGUUAGAAUUCUGUUAGCUGUGGUAUUCAUUUAGGUAAUUUUUAAAAUAUUUUUGGUAUAAAUUGCACCAAUAACAAUCACACAAUAAAUUAAUUUAAUAAAUCGAUAAAAAAUUAAACAAAUAACUCCAUAGAUACGAGUAGCACUGAAAAUCUAUUUUAAGCCAGCAAAGAGAAGAACGCAAACAAAAAUUAAUGGGCCCCAUCUUCGACAGACCAUAUUCUUUGUGACACAACAAGUAACCUAUGACUACCAAUGUUUUGAAUAUGAAGGUUUUGUUUUAACGACAAUGACAGUAUGACAAUGGAUAUCAUUUUAUUGACGUUUUGAUUAAAGUGCAGUAAAUUAUUCGACCAUCAUGAUCCUGUAUGCAUGGGGUGCCAAUAAUUGUGGCCAGUUGGGAUUGGGUUACGAGUCUGGACAAGAGUUAGAGCCAAGAGAGGUCGACUUAAGUAACGCUAACCUUAAAGCGGAAAACAUUGUUUCGAUAACUGGCGGAGCUGUUCACACGCUAAUGUUGGACAGCGAAGGACACGUCUAUUGCUGCGGAUUCAAUUCCAAAGGUCAGUUGGGAUUGUCCGGCGAUAGUCUCGAAUUUAAAGUGAUCGAAAUACUGAAGGGUUACAAGAUAGCUCAGAUCUCUUGCGGAUGGGAGUUCAGUACUGCAAUAUCACAAUGUGGAAAGCUGUUCGUGUGGGGCAGCAACGGUCACACGCAGCUGGGACUGUCAAGGAGCAUUGUUUGCACUGGUAUCCCUUCGAGGUUGCAUAUUUCGCAACUGGCGAGUGGAAUCAAACAAGUGAGUUGCGGACUGCGACAUACAGCAAUGAUUACAAUGAAUGGGGACCUUCUGGUUGCCGGAACUGGUUCCAGUGGUCAAUUGGGUUUGGGUGGAGAUUUCGAUGACAAUUAUCCGUACACCAUUUCUAAAGUGCCGAAUGUGGAGGAUAUUGCUUGCGUUGCUGCUGGUAAACAUCACACAGUUUCGCUUAAAAAAGAUGGAACUGUGAUCAGUUGGGGUGAAAACAUCCAUGGACAAUUGGGAAUUAAUCCGAUUGUUUCUAACAGUUAUAUUCCUAUGGAAGUUUAUAAAAAUAAGGAAUUCGAUGAGAUUUAUGCCGGUUGGACACACACUGCGGCCCUAACGAAGAAAGGGGACGUCUUUACCUGGGGACGUAACACUUUUGGACAACUAGGAUCAUUCAGAAGUAACAUACACAAACCGGAAAAAAUUCCGAAUUUGUCGAACAUAGCUCACCUCAGUUUGGGAUCUGAACACAACGUAGCGGUAACAAAAGACGAUAGGCUUUUCACUUGGGGUUGGAAUGGACAUGGUAUCUGUGGUAACGGCAAUAUGGAGGACGUUUUGCAACCUACUCAAAUUUUUCCCAAUCGUAAAGUUAAAUUAGCAUUUGCAUGCACUACCAGUACUUUUGCUAUUGUUGAAUAGAUAGCUUAACUGGCUUUAAUUAUUGUCGGCUCCUAAAAAAACAAAAAUAUGUAUGUAUACAUAAUCAAAUAAGUAUAAAAUAUUACUAAUUAACAUGUACUUAUUAUUAAUAAAAAAUAAAGUAUAAAAAUAUG
Molecule: messenger RNA, 2576 nt
Organism: Aethina tumida (small hive beetle)
Lineage: Eukaryota; Metazoa; Arthropoda; Insecta; Coleoptera; Nitidulidae
Product: secretion-regulating guanine nucleotide exchange factor-like
Exons: 1
Coding region: 1351-2442 (363 amino acids)
Source: RefSeq, a predicted model, not a curated record